Messenger RNA from Durusdinium trenchii, 764 nucleotides. Lineage: Eukaryota; Dinophyceae; Suessiales; Symbiodiniaceae. The record is from the annotation of a GenBank genome assembly.
GUCCCAACGACACCUGAGACAUCGGCAGAGGAGGUCUUGGGGGUGAAGCAGGGCGCUGGAACCGAAGAGGUGAAGGCCGCGUACAAGAAGAAGGUGCUGACCUCACACCCAGACAAAGGUGGCGACUCCGAAACCUUCAGCAAGAUCCGAGACGCGUACUUGACACUCACGAGCAAGCUGAACCCCUUGGAGGUGACCACCUGCCGGGGUCUACCUGAGGCACCUCAGAACGACUUCCAACUCCGAAAUCAUCAGGCGUUGGUGCGUGAACUCUUUGAAAAGGACGGUGUGGACUUGGAUCAGUCACUGAGGAGGCAAGCGCAGGCUCUUGAUGAGCUUGGGCUCCGUGCAAAGAACCUGGGCGCGGUGAAUCAGAACGAGCGCGGGGAGGACAUCUUCAAUCAAUGCUUCUACCUGGCACUUGCAAGGUCUUACUUGGGCAGCGAUUCAGACAGCCUCAAAGACACUGCCUUGAACCUCAAACGCACCAUCGAGGCAUCAGUUCUCCAAGCUCAUCCUGAAUGGAGUAACAGCCGUGUGGGGGAGGAUGUACAGGCAUUUAGCGAUUUCCUCUUCUAUGUCCUGGGGACGCAUGCCUUGUUGAGCGAGUUAAGUGUGGCUGUCUUCGAUGUGACCAGUGGUGGCGUCGAAUUGUACAUAGGCGGGGUCUGGAAACUGGCAGGCGACAAAUGUAGAUGAUUUGGACAUAAUUGGACUGGUGUUUUAGCAUGUGUUCAAGAAUCAGUGUUCUCCAAACAUCUGGC